Molecule: messenger RNA, 942 nt
Organism: Saccharomycopsis crataegensis
Lineage: Eukaryota; Fungi; Ascomycota; Saccharomycetes; Ascoideales; Saccharomycopsidaceae
Gene: NIT2
Product: putative hydrolase
Exons: 1
Coding region: 1-942 (313 amino acids)
Molecular function (GO): hydrolase activity, acting on carbon-nitrogen (but not peptide) bonds, in linear amides
Source: RefSeq, a predicted model, not a curated record
AUGGUCUUGGUGGCUGCCGGUCAACUCUCAUCUACUUCGUCUUUAUCUACCAACUUGAAACAGGUGCUCAAACUCAUCACCAAAGCGGUGAACCUCAACGCCAAAGUGCUCUUCCUUCCAGAAGCCAGUGACUAUAUUGCAAAAAAUGCUGCCCAUUCACUCAAGAUUGCCCGUCCAAUGGAAACUUCAGUGUUCGUUACCGGGAUCCAGAGCAGAUUAAAAGAACUUCAUUCCCAAGGGAAAGCGUUGGACGUGGUGGUGGGGAUUCACGAACCAGCGUGGAAAUCUCCUGAUGACCCCCACAAACGGGUGAAAAACUUGUUAAUUUAUAUCAAUAGCACCGGAAACAUCACCCGUGAGUACCAAAAGAUCCAUCUUUUCGAUAUCAAUAUUCCUCAAGGCCCAAUUCUUCAAGAAUCCAACUCGGUCGAGCCAGGGAAUCAAGUGGUGGCGCCGUUCGAUACUCCAAUUGGCAAAUUGGGGCUCGGGAUCUGUUACGAUAUUCGGUUCCCGGAAUUGGCGGUGAAACUACGUGAUAUGGGGGCAGAAAUCUUGACUUAUCCUAGUGCUUUUACCGUGAAGACCGGGGCAGCCCAUUGGCAUUUAUUGGGGAGGGCCAGGGCCAUCGAUUCCCAAAGUUAUGUGAUCAUGCCUGGUCAAAAGGGAGUUCACGAUGUUUCUAUUGAAGAUGAUGAUGCUAGUGAUCCUACAAAAGUGGUCAAGUGUCAAGCGGUUAAUGCCAAUGAACAAAAAAGAAUAAGUUAUGGUCAUUCUAUCAUUAUCGAUCCAUGGGGGACCGUGGUUGCCGAAGCUAGUGAUAUCAACUUGAAUAAUGAUGAACCGGAAAUAAUCGUUGCGGAUAUCGAUUUGGAUAAUGUCAAAAAAAUCAGAAGAGACAUGCCAUUGAAGGAUCAUCGUAGAAGAGAAAUCUUCAAUAAUUAG